This is a messenger RNA of Acanthosepion pharaonis, 1131 nucleotides long. The record is from the annotation of a GenBank genome assembly. NCBI's taxonomy places the organism in Eukaryota, Metazoa, Mollusca, Cephalopoda, Sepiida, Sepiidae.
AUGCUCCCCUUUCUCUCUCACUACCGCCCUUUCUUUUUAACUACCUAUUUUCCUUAUCUGUUUUGUUUUCUCUCUUCUACUCGCUGUUUCUUCUUGUCCAUCUCACACACAGCACUCCCGCUUGCGUUCUCACUCCCACCCUUUCUUUUAUGCGCUAUUUUUCUUAUCUUUUACUCCUGUUUUUCUCACUCACAAAUUCCUUUUUGGUUCCUCUCUCACUUCUCUGUAUUUCUAUACCCGCCUCCUAUUCUCUCUCAGGCAUCUUUUGGUUUACCUCUCCCUCUUUUACUCUAUCUCCCACUCCUUCUUCUCUCUUUCGUGUUAUUCACUAAUACUUUUUUUGCACAUAUAUCCCUCCCUCCCUCUCUCUCUAUCAUAUUAUUUUCUUUUGGCAUUGUUUUCUUUUUAUUUUCUCGUUCAUUUUUUACGUCUUUCCUUUCCUUCAUUUUUUCAGUGAUUUAUUCUUUCUUUCUUUUACAUUCUCGUUUCUUUCGUUUUCCUUGUUAUGUGAUCCACCUUCCCUUUCUUCUUUCUUUGUCUUCAUUUUUUUCUUUCAACAUUCUUUCCUUCCUUCCAUCCUUCAUUCCAUCCUUCCAUUUUUCUUUCUUUCUUUCUUUCUUUCUUUCUUUCUUUCUUUCUUUUUUUCUUUAUUUUCUUUAUUUAUUUAAUUAUUUCUCCAUUCAUUCCUUCCUUCUUUCUUUACUUUCUUUCUUUCCUCCUUCGCUUCGUUCUUUAUUUUUCUUUCUUUCACCAUUCCUUCCUUCCCCUCGUUUUUUAUUUUUCUUUCUUUCUUUCUUUCUUUCUUUCUUUAUUAUUUUUCUUCAUUUUUUUUUCUUUUUUCUUUCUCCCUUCCUUCCUUCUUUUCUUCCUUCCUUUCUUCUUGAAUUAUCACCCACGUUCUCUUUCCUUCGGAGCUCCUCUCCUUUUCAUCUUUCUCAUAUUUCCUUCAUUUUUUUUCUUGUUCUUUAUUUCCUUUUUCUUUCUUUUAUUCUUUUAUUUUCUUCAUUCCUUUCCUCUCUGACUUUCUUUCUUUGCCUAUUCUUCAGUUUUUCCAUUCCUUUGCUUUCUUUAUCUAUUUAUUUCGGUGCUGUUGCCUGGUCAGAAUUUAAGUCAUAUUUUGUUCCUAUGUAA